Molecule: messenger RNA, 4837 nt
Organism: Fundulus heteroclitus (mummichog)
Lineage: Eukaryota; Metazoa; Chordata; Actinopteri; Cyprinodontiformes; Fundulidae
Gene: lrrc75a
Product: leucine rich repeat containing 75A
Exons: 5
Coding region: 25-1428 (467 amino acids)
Source: RefSeq, a predicted model, not a curated record
CACAGUUCACGCUGAGGCAGCACCAUGGGGGCCAAGCAGUCCAAAGGCCAGGAGCCCGGAGGGGCCAGUCCUCAACACAGCUGGAAACGGACUCCCACCAAGGAGAGGGGGGACAUCUUGGCCUCCCUGAUGCUGAAGUCUGGAGACCGGCUGAACCGCGGGGGGACGACGCCGCCGCCGCCGUACCAGCGCCGGAUCGGGAUGAUCCAGGAGAUGAUGAUGAUGGCCAAGCAGGGGAAGCAGGACGAAGCCACUGAGAUGCUGAGGACGCUCAGACAGGACCUGGGCAUGGAGUCAACCUCUCUGGAUGACGUGCUGUAUCGCUACGCCAGCUUCAGAAACCUGGUCGAUCCCAUCACCCAUGACCUCAUCAUCAGCCUGGCCCGAUGCGUCCACUGCCCCAAGACGGAAGCUGACUCUCUCGGGGCGAUGGAGAAGGUCUGUCGUCAGCUGACGUACCAUCUCAGCCCCCACUCUCAGUGGAGGAGACAGGGACUGCUCAAGAGGAAACCUCAGGCCUGCCUGAAGGCGGUGCUGUCGGCCCCGUUAUCCAGCGGCGCCCUGGAUCUCUCUGGCAUCCCUCUGACGACGCGGGACAUGGAGCGUCUGUCUGCGCACCUGCAGCGCCACGCGUCCAACGUGGUCAGCUUGGAGCUGGGCUUCACCGAGCUGACGGACGAGGCUUUCCUCCAGCUCCUGCCCACGCUGGCUGCGCUGCCACACCUGGAGACCCUGGCUCUGAACGGAAACAGGCUGACCAGAACUAUCCUGAAGGAGCUCACUGAUGCCCUGAAGGACCCAAACAGUUUUCCGAGCGUGACGUGGAUUGACCUGGGCAACAACGUGGACAUCUUCUCCUUGCCUCAGCCCUUCCUGGUCAGCCUGAGGAAGCGCUGCCCCAAGCAGGGCAACCUGCCCACCAUUCUGGAGUUCGGCGAGAGCCAGGCCAGCGACCCUCCCGAGCGGCCGAGGGGCCUCGGGGAGGAGGAGGAGACGGACGACACCAACCUGACGGAGAGCAUGGGCGAGCUCCGGUCGGAGGGGGAGGAGGAGAUGGACGGAGAGACGGAGAUCGAGGAGAUGAUGGAGGAGCUGCUGGACUUUGACAGGGAGAUUCAGGGCAAGGAGGACGAGGAGGAGAGCAUGUGGACACUAGGGGAGCAGAGGAGGGCGACGGUGAGGAGCAGGAGAGCACAGCGGCAGGAGGAGGAGGAGGAGGAAGAGGCGGGGAAGGGAAAAGAGAAGGGGGAACAGCGGAGAAAGACACGACCCUCGAGGAGGCCCGUGAUGGCGGAGGACGAGGACGACACGCAGAGCCGCUCCUCCCGCCUCUCCUGCUCCAGCCAGUCCCAAAACUCCUUUGCCGCAGUGGAGCCAAUGAGAGUGGAGGAGGAGGACAUGACAGACCAAUCGGAUCACUUGACCUGAGUGCUGCUCCCAGAUCUGCUUGUGUUUUCCUUCUUGUGUCCCGUCCUGUGUGGACAGAGGCGAUGGGCGCCUGUGGAUAGCCGAGUGCAGGCGGCAGCGUAGCAUGCGAUCCUUAUAAACAAGCCCCCCCCCCACCCCCCCCGCGGAGAUCCCACCAGCCGACCUGACCUCAGGGCGCCUAGAAUACACUGAGGAGGCUCUUCUGUGCAGAACGUCGGUCUUUAACGUUGAUCAGGUCCUUGUUUUAUUUGUGCUGAUACCCGCGUGUGCCUGUAGCAUCUCUGUUCACUGGUUUCAAAAACGAGCCCCGGGUGAUAAAAACCAAGCUGGAAAGAGAAAAAGAAAAAAGAAGUGGAAAUGUGAAGAACGUCCGUCUUCCACAUCCAGCUGACGGGAUCAGGGGAAGAGCAGAAGCAAAGAAGUUAAGCCAUCGGUGUAAAUCUGUGGCUGCUGUUGAGCCGAACAGGUUCCUGGUGUUUUUUUUUAGAGGAGGCGAGCGGAGCAGCCACCUGAAACGUCCCACGAAGAAGUAAAAGAAAAACAACUCUUUGUUUUGUUUCAGAGGAAAGUGUACAGAGGAUAGAUGUUCUAGUCCCCUGCAGUGUCCGCAGAUGCAAACAUGAAACAUUUAGAGGGUUUUUUUUCCUCAUAAUAUAGGUCACGUUUUACUGCGCCGUAGCGUAUGCGAGCGUGCGUCAUAUGCUUACAGCGCUGUGUUUAUAUAUAUAUAUAUAUAUAUAUAUAGCACCCCGCCGCCUCCAUGGCUGCGUUCAGGUAGCAGUAUGUAGCUUUCACCCAGCUGUGCUGUCCCUCCUCGCCUCACAUCACGCAAAGCUUUAAUCAGACAAACUGUAUUUUUGCUCCUUCUGUAAAUAUCAAAAUAUAUAUAUAAGUAUAGGGAGAUGACGUGCGUCUUAGUUCAGACGUUAUGAUAACCAAGAGCUUAUGUUUCGCGUCACCGGGGUCUGGAACAGCGAUAUUUAUAUUUGUUAACCCAGACCAGUACAUAUUUUAGCAGUGAGCAGGUUUUAUUGUCACAGAAAGACAGGCAUGCAGAAAAAUAGAACAGGGAGAACAAGUAGCUUCAUCCAAAUGCAGUAAAAAAAUUUAUAAAUUCAGAUGUUGCCUUGGCCACUUGUGGAGCUGUGGGAUGAACGGCCAGGUAGUGUGGCUGUGUUGGGAAUCUCAGUGAGCAGGUUCUACUACUGGGACUCCUGUAGAACCGCUGUCCCUUGGGACCAAAGCCUGGUAACAGGCUGGGAACUAAUCAGAACCACAUGUAAGGCAGUCACAUAACCAGUUUGGCUUAAAUGGGUCAUUUUGUUGCUUCGCUAGUUUGUACGCACAUUUUGUAGAUACGCUUUACCGUUUCUUCCCUCCCUACUUCCAUUUAAUAACUACAGUGUAUGGGUUCAUUUUCUGUUGUAGAAUACUGGACAUCAGCGGUUCUUCAAAACGCUAAAAUCCUGAAAAUAAUUAAAUCCAGUUGUAUAUUAUUAUGUAAAAGCCUUUUGUUUCCCCCUGUUUCCAUGUGCUUUUGUUCUGAUCAAUGCUUAAAGCAGUGGAGUCUUAUUAAAUAUGACAAAUGAUGACCCCCAGUCAACUAAAAUUACUCUAACCCUUUGGUAGAGUGUUAUGCAGUCUUGUAAGCAUAUUUUCUUGCAUUAGACGAUGAACAUGGAAAAGAACUUUAAAUCAAAAGUUGUCAAAGCUCGUAGGAAACAUUCUUUAACAAGUACGAAUAAACGCGUAGUCAGUCGACAACAGCUUGGAACCUGGAAUAGCUACCCUCCGACGGUGUUGUCUGAGAAAACUAUAGGAACUAGAAAAAUACGUAUUACCUGGCCAGUAACUCUUUCUGUUUCGUAACCUUGAGGGAACGUUUGAAGUGAGGUUUUCUUAGUAGAUAACUUUCUUGUAUAACUCCAGAUUUUUGGGUCCUGAAGGAUGAAGCUAACGGUUUGUUUAACAGGUACCGUCCCAAAACAACUCCGGUUUGACAUGCGUCAUAGCUGUCUGUGCAAACACUGUUUUAUGCACCUUUGAAGAUUUGAACUGGGUGGAUGUUUACACAGAAUGCCUAUUUUUAUGCAUUUAGAAGGGAAAUGGAGAGUCACUACCGAUAUUCUGCCUGCCUCUUUUAGACAUGUACUCAGAACAAAACAUCUCUACUUACCAGUUUAGUUAUUUUUGCUUUAGAUGCAAUUUUACUUUUACACUACCGCUCAAACGUUUGGGGGUCACUUUGAAAUGUCCUUAUACUUUUAAUAAAAAGCACAAACUUAUUUAAUUCAAAUAACAUGUAAUUAAUCAGAAAUACAGUCUAGACAUUGUCAAUGUGGUAUUCUGUCUAUAAUGGAGUGGCCAGUACAGUCCCCAGAUCUCAGCCCUAUUGAGCUGUCGUGGAAGCAGAUUUGCGUAAGAAGCGCCCAUCAAGCCUGUCCAAGUUGUGGGAGGGGCUUCAGGAAGGUAUGGGGUGAAAUUUCCUCAGAUUACGUCAACAAAUUGACAGCGAGAAAGCCAAAGGUCUGCAAGGCUGUAAUUGCCAUAAAUGGAGGAUUCUUUGAUGAAAGCAACGUUUGAAGGACAGCAUUAUUAUUUCAGGUGGCUACAAAUCAUUAUUUCUAACCUUGUCAUUGUUGACCAUAUUUUAAUGCAUUUUGCAAUUCAUUUGAUUAAUAAAAUGUGCAUUUUCUUAGAAAAACAUGACAUUUUGUGGGUGCCCUCAAACUUUUGAGCCAGUGGUGCGGUUCAGUUACUCUGAACAGAAAAGCUUUACAUGUUCCAUUCUGAUUACAGGUUUCAUUCAGGAGGUUCACUGCUGACACACUGCCUCCUGCCCCCAUUUCCUCUGUGAAUAAUCUGUCUCUUCUGUGAAUAAUCCCCCAAUGCAAAUAUGACACUUUAAAGGUUUAAAGACUUUCAUUAGGACGUUUGACUAUAUGACGUUUUAGAGAUUGGAUUUGUUUCAGAAGGUAAGGAGUCAACGUUGGUCUGGGUCCCCUCUCAGACUCGCUGCAAGCUUCAGACUCCCAUCUGGAGUUAAAUUAAAUGAAAAGGCUGAGACAGUCAUCUACUAAAGGUUAGAUAAUAACUCUGCAACCUUUUAGGUUGACCUCACUUGAAAACCUGCAACUAUCCCUUCAGAUGCUAAUUUUUUCUUCAAUCCCAACACCAGUUUACACACAAAAACAGAUAGUGUUUUUCUGAUUGAAAGAAAACAUCGCAUCAUUUCUUUGACCCCAUGUCAGCUCUUCUGUUGAUUUAGCUGGAUUAUCUGGAUUACUUUAGACCAGUGGUUCUCUGCUGGUCAGGGUUCAGGACCCACCAGCACCAUAAACCCUUCACACUUAACCGAGCACAACCAUAAGGCUGCUGUUACAAUAUCAGCAAUCACUAAAACAAAAGA